Cuscuta epithymum is the source of this 2167-nucleotide messenger RNA. NCBI's taxonomy places the organism in Eukaryota, Viridiplantae, Streptophyta, Magnoliopsida, Solanales, Convolvulaceae. The record is from the annotation of a GenBank genome assembly.
CCUAAUUUCCUAUUGCAAAUAGCCAAAUAGAUAAGCAUCUACUCAACAAGAUCUGGUUGUGGUAAAAAUCUGAGAAUUCAAUGCACAGAAGAGGUAGAGGGGAUGCCGAUGUUACAGUGCAACGUCUCCCAUUAAUGACACCGAAUUAACCUUUUCCUUGCUUCUACCGUGCGCCUUUUUCUAAUUCCUUCUACCAUUCCCCCAUUGUUGAUAUGACGGAGUAUCUUUGUAUUCUAAAGCCCAAAGACAUCUGUGGAGGGAAUGCUAAGCAACCCAAUCUUCUAUAAUUACAGCGACAGUGAGCGCAGCCUCUAUAUCUGAGGAAGAACGGAGCUACUGGGUCAGUUGAAGGGGUAAAAUUGUGUUGGAUCAUCCGAGAUGGGGCUGAUUUCCGGGAUUCUGAUGGGGAUUCUGUUUGGAAUAGGAUUGAUGGCAGGUUGGAGACAUAUGAUGAGAUAUCGGAGCAGCAAGCGAAUGGCCAAAGCAGUUGAUGUAAAACUAAUGGGAUGCCUUGACAGGGAUGACUUGAAGAAAAUCUGCGGUGAUAAUUUUCCUGAGUGGAUUUCAUUCCCUGUCUAUGAGCAGGUGAAAUGGUUGAACAAACAAUUGAGCAAACUCUGGCCAUUUGUUGCUGAAGCAGCAGAGGCUAUUAUAAAAAUGUCAGUUGAACCUCUACUAGAAGAGUACCGACCUCCAGGAAUUUCUUCUUUGAAGUUCAAAAAGCUCUCACUGGGAACUGUGGCACCAAAGAUUGAAGGUAUCCGUGUCCAGAGCCUUAAGAAGGGUCAAAUCAUAAUGGAUAUUGACUUUCGGUGGGGUGGAGAUCCCAGCAUCAUUCUAGCAGUGGAAGCUCUGGUUGCUUCUAUUCCCAUUCAGUUGAAAGAUCUUCAAGUUUUCACUGUCAUUCGUGUUAUCUUCCAACUGUCGGAGGAAAUUCCAUGCAUAUCCGCUGUUGUUGUUGCUUUACUUUCUGAGCCAAAACCAAAAAUCGAUUAUGUGUUGAAGGCUGUUGGUGGAAGUUUGACGGCCAUUCCUGGACUCUCAGAUAUGAUUGAUGAUACUGUAAAUACAAUUGUUACCGAUAUGCUACAAUGGCCACACAGAAUUGUUGUUCCAAUCGGCGGCAUGGAUGUUGAUACAAGUGAUUUGGAGCUGAAGCCACAAGGGAAACUUACAGUUACCAUAGUCAGGGCUACUAACUUAAAGAACCAGGAAAUGAUCGGAAAAUCUGAUCCAUACGCAGUUGUACAUAUCCGUCCACUGUUCAAGGUUAAAACAAAAACUAUCGAUAACAACCUCAAUCCUCUUUGGAAUGAGACAUUUGAGUUGAUUGCAGAAGAUAAGGAGACACAGUUUGUUACCAUUGAGGUCUUUGAUAAAGACAAUGUUGGGCAAGAUGAGCGAAUGGGUGUUGCUAAGUUACCUUUGAAAGAUUUAGAAGCUGAAACCCCAAAAGAAAUUGAGUUAAAAUUGCUGCCAAAACUUGAUAUGCUUAAAGUCAAAGACAAAAAGGAUAGAGGGACCAUUACAAUUAAGGUGUUGUAUUAUGAGUUCAACAAGGAAGAACAGGAAGUUGCACUGGAGGAAGAGAAGAGGAUCUUAGAAGAAAGGAAGAAGCUGAAAGCAGAUGGGGUGAUUGGGAGCACAAUGGACGCCCUAGACGGGGCGGCAUCACUUGUGGGCAGCGGUAUAGGUGCUGGUGUUGGGGUGGUCGGUAGUGGUUUUGGAGCUGUCGGCAGUGGACUAAGUAAAGCUGGAAGGUUUAUGGGUAGGACCUUCACUGGGGGUAAUUCUGGAAGCAGCACGAAGAGUCAGAGGAACAGUACCUCAUCCACCACCACAGUGAACCCACCUGUUCAAGAAAAUGGUGGCUCUAAGCCUCUGUAGAAAACUGAAUAGCUCUUCUGUCACACUACUAGGCAUUUUUUAUUAAACGCUCGGAUUCACUUCAUCAUGUUUAUACAUUCUGUUCUGACUUCUCAAGUGUGUUGGUUUGCUCUCCACCCAACAUUGUACAGCAUUUGCUCACCUCCCUUCAUUUUUUUAAAUUGUUCUUGCCGUAAAUUCUAAUUUUGUGUUUUUGUCUAUUUCAUCUCAUUGAGGUGUUGUUUAUCAGGUGUAUUUGAUCAUAAACUCUGCAGUCCGCAAUAAAUUUGUACAACUUGCG